AUGUCGGACAGACUUCUUUCCACGUUCCCGCUUCCUGCACCCACCCUGUCCGCCCUGGCGAGGGCAGGAUACGAAACCAGCAGCGACCUCUCAAGCCUCACGCCCGAACAGCUUUCCAAAGACUUGAACAUACCCCUUCCCGCUUCUCAAGCCGUCUUCUCCGCCACUCGCCCGACCGCGGCGCCUCCCAUGACCCAGUCAGCCGCAGCCAUGAUGGGCACCACCACGCAGUACUCCACGGCCUGCGCGCCCCUGGACAGGCUGCUUGGCGGCGGCCUCAAGCGCGGACACAUUCUUGAAAUAAACGGCCCCCCUGGCUCGGGCAAGGAGCAGAUAGCUGCGAACGCGGUCACGAGCUUCGUGGACGCCAACCAGGAGGUGCUCUUCGUCGACAUGCAGAACAUGGUUCUCCCCGCCACAAUCAAGAGAAUCCUGAUGGCAGAGCGUCCCACGGCGGACGCCGGCGGCAUGGCUCUGGUCCGCUACCACACGCUGCACACCACCGCCGAACUCGUCGUCUUCCUGCGCACGCUCCCUGCGUAUCUCGCCGCCAGACCCGCCACGGGCCUGCUCGUGCUCAAUUCAUUGCCUUUCCCUUUCCAGGUAAAGCAGGACUACAAGGACCGCAAUGCUAUCCUCGACCUCCUGCGGCAGGUGUUGAUGCGCGCAUGCGCUUCCAUGGGUCUGACUGUCAUAAUCACGAGCCAGCUGGUGUCGAAGUCGUGUCAACGCGACGGAGAGUCCGGAUCGGCGCCCCUGGGGUCGAAGUACACUAUGAUUCCCUCGUUUGGUGCCGCCCAGUUCCCUUCAGGAAAGACGUACAGGGUGAUCCUUGUCCCCAAGACGAGAACGACGGGCGACAUGCGCCUGCUCUCAUCCCCAACACACGUUCCCUCAGCACACGCCCUGCGCGAAGAGCCCUACCAACGGGUCCGCGGCGCCAUUGCGUAG
Trametes versicolor FP-101664 SS1 is the source of this 951-nucleotide messenger RNA. RefSeq names its product P-loop containing nucleoside triphosphate hydrolase protein. Gene Ontology annotation, biological process: meiotic DNA recombinase assembly; reciprocal meiotic recombination. Gene Ontology annotation, cellular component: Rad51B-Rad51C-Rad51D-XRCC2 complex; Rad51C-XRCC3 complex; replication fork. The record is from RefSeq and is a predicted model, not a curated record. NCBI's taxonomy places the organism in Eukaryota, Fungi, Basidiomycota, Agaricomycetes, Polyporales, Polyporaceae. Gene Ontology annotation, molecular function: crossover junction DNA endonuclease activity; four-way junction DNA binding. Bases 1 to 951 code for a protein of 316 amino acids. The transcript is spliced from 9 exons.